This is a messenger RNA of Lytechinus pictus (painted urchin), 7168 nucleotides long. Its product is annotated as golgin subfamily A member 2-like. Bases 21 to 2939 code for a protein of 972 amino acids. Lineage: Eukaryota; Metazoa; Echinodermata; Echinoidea; Temnopleuroida; Toxopneustidae. The transcript has 23 exons. Gene Ontology annotation, biological process: Golgi organization. The record is from RefSeq and is a predicted model, not a curated record. Gene Ontology annotation, cellular component: Golgi apparatus; Golgi cis cisterna; Golgi cisterna membrane.
AACCCUUCAGCACUGCAGAUAUGGCGGAUAUUUCUCGAGAAGAAAAGCUCGCAGCUGCGAGGAAAAAGCUCCAAAAAUUCCAGCAGAAGCGCACCCCAUCCAACACACCUAGUGGGGGCCCAUCUUCAAAAAGCGCAAAAACAAAAACUGGGAAGGUCAAGGCUGGCAGUAGACCAGAGAGUCCUUUACCACGUCAAGUCCAAACUGAACCAGCCAGUCAAAGGUUAACUGACCACCAGGCCAAGCAAGAUGAGGUGGCGGCUAGUGCAAGUUUUAUCUCACAAACACCGCAUGAGAAAGAUACAAACUCAAAUGGGCUUCCACCAUUGAGUAAGCCAUUGUCAUCAACGGAGAGUCUGAGACAGAUGUCCCGUCAGCUGAAUGGUCUCAUGGCAGAUACAUCACUUGUUAAUGGUGAAAUUGGAUCAGGAACAAACGGAAUGUCUGAUUUAGAGAUUCGCAACCAGGAACUAGCAGCAGAGGUGGAUCACCAAACCCAGGCCAAUAAGAGACUAUUGCUGGAGGCAGAACAAUUGAAACAACAGUGCAUAAGGUUACAGGACACUAUUGAAAAGGAGAGGAACGACUUUGCUCACCAAGCACAUAAAGAACAGAGCGCCCUCAAGGAGCAGCUUCAAGUUCACAUUCAGACGAUCGGUAUUCUGGUCUCGGAGAAGACUGAUCUUCAGAGCGCACUGGGCCAGAUUCAAACAGGUUUCAAACAAAAAUCUGAUGAGGUUGAGAAUCUAGCAAGUCGUCUUCAAGUUUCCAGACAACGUGUAGCUGAACUAGAGAGAGGACUGGCCAGUGCUACAAACUCAUCUUCUCAAUACCAGAAGACAAGCAAAGAAUUAGACAAGGAGAGAGAUUCACUGAAAUUAGAUGUAUAUAAAUUGAGGAAAGGAAAUGAUGAGUUAAGUCAGCAAAACUCAGAAUUGUCAAGUCAGCUACGAGCAAAGUCCACAGAGAAUGAGCAGUUGGGCCAGGUACUAGGCCAGCUUCAAGAGAGGCUGAACCUUGCCGAGCUUCAGGUCCAGCAGCUGACCGCUCAGACUGGUCAGUCUCAGGACACCCAACUCACUAUCAGCAGAUUGCAGGAAGAAAAAGCAGAUGCAGACAGGAAGUUAGCCCAGUAUGUGCAGUCAGUAGAGCAACUGACGGCAGAACGCCAGAAUCUCCACCAGCAAUAUCAACAACAUUCCUUACAGUAUCAGGACCACAUUCAGCAAAUUACUGCUCAGAAUGAAUCUUUGACAAAGGAGAAGACACAUCUUUUAUCAAUACAAGAAGAGUUGCAUCAUCAGAUUAACAUCCUGGAAGAAAGUCAAGCCGAGCAGAUGAAUGAUGAUGUAAGUGUGAGCAGUGUUAGCCAGGAAGAAGUCAUCAGGCUGGAACAAAGACUAGCUACGGUGACAGAAGAAAAAGAAGUAAUGCAUUCCCAGUAUCAAGCUUUGGUGACAGACAAUGCCAACCUGAGCCGGCUCCACCAGGAGAAAGAGGACGAGGUGGAGGAGUUAAGCAGGGAGCUGAGGAGAUUCAAAGAGGAGUCCGUAGACAAGGGCUCCCUCUUGGAAGGGAUCCAGAGUGAUAAGGCAACCAUCAGCAGGGCAUUGGCACAAAACAAACAACUCAAAAUUCAAUUGGAAGAACUUCAGACUGUAUUUGUUAAAAUGAGCCAGGAUAACAUGGAGCUUACAACCCAGCUACAGUCUGAACAGCAUGUUGGUAAUGAACUAGGGUCAAGGCUAGGUCAACAAGAAAGUGAACUUGAGGAGACAAGGUCGAAGCUUGAAUCUACUGAGCGAGAGUUAGAGAAUGCAAAGACUCAGACGUAUGAGCUUAACAAACAGCUUAUGCAGCAUGUGACACUGGCGGACAGAGCACAGCACUUUGAAGCUCAAGGAGGAGUCAAUGAAUCUCUCCGGACGGAUCUUGUUCAAGCUCAGGAGCAGCUUCAGACUCUGAGCAGUGAAAAUAGCCAGCUUAGAGUAAGGAUUGCUAACUUAGAGAGCUACCAACGAUCAUCAUCAGACAAUACAGAUGGCGAUGGUCAAAAGAUGGGAAGAGAAGACAUGGUUGAUUCCUUGUCAGCAGCCAUUAGACAACUUGAAAUGGAGAGAGACAAUCUCAAACAAUCCUUAGAUGAUCAACAAGAGGAAUAUAAACAUCUACUCAAGGAAACAGAUAAACUCAGAUAUGAUAGCUUUGAUGGCUCAAGGGUGCAGAGUCCUGUCACCCAGGAGGCUUACGAGACCCUGGAGCUAGCCAUGGAGAAACUCCAGGAGAAGUUUGUCCAUGAGAUGAGAGUCAGGGCGGAGCUUGAUGACAGGAUCCAGGAGCUGGAGCAUGUGAAUCUCCAGCUGGCCGGAGAAACAGAGACUAUAGGAGAAUACAUUACCUUGUAUCACAACCAGAGGGAUAUCAUGAAGAGAAGACAGGAUGAUAGGGAACGUUUUGUUGCUACUUUAGCAAGAGAAAAGGAAGAUAUGGAGACCAAACUGACCCAGCUUCAGAACCUUGUGGUUCAGUUACUUCAAGAGAAACAGCAUCUGCACCCCUACGCUCAUCAGAAUGACAUCAAGAAUGCCCUCAGUCCGCCCCGAGAUCCCAGGAACGCUUUUAAGAUUGAACAUGCGGAAGAAGCUGAAGAAAAGAUGGAGCAGUCGUCCCAGGAACAAACCACCCAAAAUGAUAUGGACUGGCCAUCAUCCUCUGAGAGCGGUGACGGAACGUUUGAGGAAGUCUCGCUAGCCGAUGACCGUUACCAGACCGCCUUGCCUUCACCGGAACAGCUUCCUCGCAGCGAGCACACCGCUCAGCAGAUCAUUCAACUUCUACAGGACAUGGGGUCUUCGGCAGCCACCAUUGAUCGGAGUACCAUCUUAGAUAGGGACUUCAUGCCGUGCAAGUAUUGUUCGGACGUUCUCAUUCAUGUAUGAUGGCAUGACUGGCCGACCAUAGUUCAGAUGUUCUCAUCCAUGUAUGAUGGCAUGACUGGCCGACCAUAGUUCAGAUGUUCUCAUCCAUGUAUGAUGGCAUGACUGGCCGACCAUAGUUCAGAUGUUCUCAUUCAUGUAUGAUGGCAUGACUGGCCGACCAUAGUUCAGAUGUUCUCAUCCAUGUAUGAUGGCGUGACUGGCCGACCAUAGUUAAGACAUUCUCACGUAUGUAUUAUGGCAUGACUGGCCAACCAUAAAUCAGAUGUUCUCAUCCAUGUAUGAUGGUGUGACUGCCCGACCAUAUCACCUUCCAUCCAUAUCUAAGAGCUUUAUUCACUAGUGUUGUAGCUAGCCUUUUGGCUUCAGCAUGGAGUCUGAUGCUAUCCAGUAGCUUUUGAAGUGAAAUCAAGGUGUGGAUAUGUUCGCAACUGUUUUUGAAUUUUUAACUACUGUUGAUGGACAAUCCCAAUCCUGCAAGACUGUCUUGGAUGGAGAUUAAUUGCCAAACAAGUAUUAUUUCAGUUGUCUUUAUUUGGUCCAUAGUGGUAUAACAUCGUGAGCUACAUUCAUGAAUCCAUUUGCCAAAUGCAAGAUUUUCAUGGUGAUCCAAAUUUGCACUAUUUUUUUUCUCACCUGCAUAGCAGAGCAAGACUAUUAUAGUCGAUUUAUUGAUGGUGAAACAUUUUGAAAUGUCAUAACUCUGAAAGUAAAUUGAUCUAUUUCAUGAAACUUGAACCUGAGGGUAGUCAAGUAAUACUUGUCAUCUUGACUGAGUUUCAGGUCACAUGAUCAAAGUCAAAGGUCAUUAGAGGUCAAUGAACUAAGUAUUUAUUUUAUUUUCAAAUGAAUGUUGUUUAGGGGGGGAUUAUUCAUCUUAGCUAUUUGCAAUGUCAGCUCUACUGCUAUAUUAAAUUAUGUAAUGCAGGCGAGACUGCCAGAGGUGUCCUACUUGUUGUAUUACAUGCACCUGUUAUUCUUUUAAAAGCUUAGAUAGAAUCUGCUUCCACGUACAAUUGAUUGCAGUUUCACUGCUUUAAUCUACAGUGGGUUUUUUUUUAAUUCAAUAUCAAGCUUUUUAAGUUAAAGUGCCUGUUCUUAAAGACCACUUCUCACUUAUGUGGUCCUUAUUGGCAGAUUUCAUAGUUAUAGUGUACAAGGCAGAUUUGGCAAAUCCAGGAUUUCCUCCAAAAGCAGACACACCAUUCCAUGUUUCUGUUUCAAAAGUUUUUCAGGUUACAAAUUUUAAACAUAUACCAUUAAAUUAUUCUCAGCCAAAACUAUUAAUAUGCUCUCCAUUGGUAUGAUACAUGUAUUUACAAAACAUUGUCUAACUGAUUCUGUUUUAAUUAAUCACUAAAGUGGCAAUGGGUAAUUCUCAUUGCUUUCUACCAUUUUCUUACUCAUAAAAGGUUUAUACAAUAUGGAAGCAGCUGUUGAAUGAUAAUAAAAUGAAUUGAAAUUUGCUAUGAAUUCAGAUAUGUAUUCUAGGGAAUAUAUUUUAUAUUUGAUUAGUUUGAUAUUAUCAUUGGAUUGCUUGUGCAGUGUUGAUAACAGUCAAAAUUUAUAGUCACUUAAUAGUAUCAUGUUCAACAAUGUUGAUUAACUAUUAGUAUGUAUGGAAUUAAAUGUUGAGUACCAGUACAUAUAUGUCUUGUUCCUUAUGAAUGAAGUAUGGUGUGCUUUUACAGCAGUGAAUUAUCUGUUUUGGAUAAUCGGGUCUCAUAAUAUUCUCUGUUAUAGAGAUAAAAAUAUAUUAAGUCAUACAUUUGCACACUUUCAGAACAGGGAUGACGUUAAUGGUUAUUUCGUUGAUCACAGUGACAUGACACUCUCCAAAUUGGCAGUGUUCAUUGCUUUCAUUUAUUGCUUCUGUGUUCUCAUCUCUCAAAACAGAUCCCGAGAAUAUUGUCAUAAGUUUAGAGUGUACAAUUUCUAAAAACAACCCCAAAACAUUAACAUUAAUUUGUGGAUUUUAAAGUUUAUUUAUGAUGUGGUAUGGUACUUUUUCUGCAACAAAGUAUGUUUCACUUUUUGAAAUGAAAAUCGAUAUUGCAACACAGCUUUGGGAGGUUUCAAACAACCUGUUAUUAUUGCAUCAUUGGAGAUUUUACCUACAAGUAUUGCAAAAGGUAAAACAUGUCAUUUCUGAAACGUGGUAACAGUUCAGAAAAAUCUAGUUCAUUUAUCUACAUGUACUGUAUGCUUUGUAUGAACUAUUUAUUUAAUAUAGAGAUAUAGUGCCUUAUUUCACUGGACUCAUUUGACAAAAGUGCAGGGCCAUGAUUCGUUAACCUUGCAAUCAAUAGCAAGAUCCGAAAUACUGUUAUGAUCUACUGAAAUGUUGCGAUUUGAUUGGUCAAGACCUGGGUUCUGUUUCAUAAAACUUGUCAUGAUAACAAAUUUGCAAUAACAGUUAAAAAGCUACUGAAAUCCUUCAAUCUGAUUGGCUAAUAGUAAAUUUGUUAUAGAAAUUGUGCAUUUGUUAUUGUAACAAGUCUUUAUGAAACGGGACCCAGAUUUGUCAUAGAUUUUAAUAUUCACUGAUGGAAAAUAAUUUAGAUUUGAUUUGAUUUUUGAUUUGAUUUGAUUUAUUUUUUCUUCUGCAUUCAUACCAAUGAUAUACAAUACAAUUUUCAUUGCGUAACAAACAUAAUAUAUCAGUAAUUGAUUUUGGUAUUAAUCAUAAAGAAAAAAAUACAAGCUAACAUGUCAAUAAUACAUUUUGUAUAGGGAACAAAAUUUAAAUUUUAUAUUCUGUAUCACAUAGAAGAGGGUAUUCAAAAAGCCUUUGGUUUCAUCGUCAAAUGAAAUAAUGAGUAUAAUAAAGGACAUGUUACAAGAAAGAUACCUCCUAAAAUCUUAUAUUUUGUGGUGAUUCCCCCAAUUAUGUAAAUUAAAACAAAGCAGGUCCUGCCAAACAUAUUUUUAGAAAAUGUUUCUUCUUUGUUACCUCCUUCCAAAUAUUGAAUUGGGUGAAAAUGGCAGGAUUUAAUCUUCGUACAUAGCUUUCUAAUAUGCAAUCACCAAACUUUCAAAGAAAAUUUGAAGAAUUUUCAAUUAGAGCAAUUCAAAUAAUAGCAAAAAUGCCACUAAAUUUCAUAUACAUGAAAAUUCAAAUUUUGAUCAAGAAUCAGGUAGAUAGUAGUGAUAAAAUUGACUACUCUUUUUUUAACACUUUUCUGUUAAAGUGAUAUUUCCAUAAUUAACAUUAGUUAACUCUUAGCAAACCUUUAGACAAACUUCUUUGACUGCAUGGCUAUUUGUUGACCACUUUUAUGAGGCAUUUUCCCUGCACUGAGUCAAUGUUAUGCUACAUACAGGGUACUUACUUUCUCGAAACAUUACUUUGAAUAGGCAUAAAUGAGUCAAAUUUCGUCAACAUACAAUUUUCAUACCCGAUUUCCGUUUGUACACUGUGAAGGUAUUAAAAAGGUAUCUUAGUUCCUAUUUUGUAAUUUAUCUUUAUUUUAUCCACAUUUACAUCUAUGUUUUUAUCAUUUUUGCUUUCAUACAUGUAUUUCUGACCAUGAUGUUAUGUUCUGAAACGAAAUGUGGAUUCAUACAUUUAUAUGUAAUGUAUGUUUGGUUUGUUAUGCAAAAUUAUUUAACUUAACUUUGUAUCAUCAAUAUCUUUUGAUACAUUCCAGAAAUCUAGAACCUCAAAUUCUGAAGAUGGUAUUUUCAAAAAAUUCAAAUGAAAUCAAAUUUGUAGAGGAAAGUAAUAUAAAUUUAAUUAAUUGCUUGUUGGAAUUGUUAACAUUAUUACUUGGAAAUGAAUGUGUGAAAAUACUCAAUUGAUGAUAAAUUUACAUAGACUCCAAAGAUACAAUUAAUUCUUAUUUGCUAAGAUCCAGACAAUGUAAAGUGUAUAUUUAUUCCCUUGUUUUAUCUCUGUUUUCGUAGAAAUAAUUGUAACAAAGACUGGUUAUUUAUUUAGAGUUACUCUUAUCCUCUGAAAAUUGACACCAAGUAUUCAUGGGUAUGAGACUAGCCACAAAAUUUAGUAAAUCAUAUCCCUUGGCAUUUAAGUUAAUUAGUAUUUAAAAAGAUUUUGGUUCUAAAUUUCUUGUUCCUUGUACCUUGAUAAAGAUAAAAUAAUGAGAUAAUUUUUUUCUUUGUUUCUAUUUAUUUCAUGAAUAUAUUUUAUUAUUUACUGUAUUUUGCAAUAUUCUUUAAAUGGUAAUAACAUGGUGUUUUGAUAUAAAGCAUAUAUUUUUGUUAAAUUGAGA